CACAGUGACAGAGUAGGACCCUCCUUCUCUCUUCUCUGUAUUUUUCCUUUUCCACUUCUGUUUCUCUGAUUCCUUUGGCCGUUAUUCAUUUUUUCUUUCCACCCUCUUUCCAUCCAUGCCGGUUAAACUCUUGACCGGCUCCGAUGGUCCUGUUCCUGAUCAGCCCCCUCCGCCGUCGGAGUUGGGCCGAGCUCCAAACCUUGAAAAUGGCGACCAGUUUUGGGACAAAGUCACCACUUAUCCCGAAUCCUCCAUCAACACAGACGCCGAACCCCUACUGUUGGAACCUGAAAUAGAGGCGAGCGAGACCACUGCUCAUCAUCAAUUGCCAGCUUCUUCCAUUCCUCGUCUUUUGAUUGAAGGAGGAGAUUCCCCAUACUACUUUCUCCAAUACACAAGUACUGCUGCUACUACCAAUACCAGUCGUCCAGGAGAAUCUGACUGGGUAUUUUGGUCACGAUAUAUACUCGACAAUGAGGCUUAUCGUGACAUUCUCAAUAAGGUUAAUAUCUAUAAACCCGUUCAACUUUUUUCAUCUCUGACGGUUCAGAUUGAUCAAGCAAACCUAGGUGUGCUCCUUUCAAGGUGGUGCAGCGAGACUCACACAUUUGUGGCUUCUUGGGGUGAGUUCUCACCUUCUUUGGAAGAUGUCUGUGAAUUAUUCUAUCUUCCCGUCUUCGGCAUAGCUAACGGACCAUCCAAAGAGGACCAGGAAAUUGUUGAGGCCUUGCGUAGCGCCGCCACAGAGGCGGCACAAUGGGGCUCACGCUUCCAAGGCUCUGUUCUUCUGUAUUCACCUUCUACGUGUUUGUCAAAAUACCCAACUCAUGCCCAGUGGCUAAGACACUUCUUCCGAGAUUAUGAACCAAUUUCUAAUGAGAUUGGUUCUCCCCGUAGAAGUGUCACAGGGCCUCAAUAUGGAAAACGGUAUGAGCUAGCUGCGUUCUUAUCUUACUGGUUAGAUAGGUUUAUUUUUGAAGGCAAACCCGAUGGUGCAAUUAACCAGAGAGUGUUCCCUUUGGCUGCCGUUCUCUCUCGUGGCCGCACAUUGCCUCUUGCCCCCAUGUUUCUUGGUACUUUAUACUACAGGUUGGAUAUGCUGAAGCAAGAUUGUGCUCGGUCUCUCGGUCGCUAUGAAGUCACUACUUAUGUUUCUUGUUCAUUCUUGACUUUGUUUCUGUUUGAGCGCUUCCCAAGCUAUGCCCCUCCUCCCAAAACCUUUUGCGAAAAAGAUGAAAAUGGCAAGACUCGGAGCCUUAGUCGUGCAUUGAGGUGGACCAACCUCACCACUCCCUGUAAAUUGGGCGACUAUAUUGAUGGAUUUGAAAACUUCUGUGCCCGUCCCUAUGGUGUUAAGCUAGACGGCAUUGUUUUUCCAAGGAUUUGUGGGGGUCCUGAAGAUGUUGUGGCAGUGCUGAAGGAUGACUUCAACUUCAAAACUUUGAAGUUCAUUGCAAUUGUCUGCAAAUGUGUUCUUCCCUACAUAACUGAGACUGGAAAAGGAGCUGUUGCGUACAAUCCUACAAGGAUUGCUCGCCAAUUUGGAUAUGACCAAGGUGUACCAGAGUCUACCAGUUGCCAAGGAUCAUAUACUUCCAGCUGCGCUAGAUUUCGCAGUAGUCACAAACUUGUACUUAGUCAAUAUCCUGCUAGCUUCACUAUGCCUUCAUGUAAACGCCAAGGUAGGUACACUGCACACUUCCGUAAGUAUUGGGCUAAGAUUUUGAAGUUGUUUGCCUUUCCUUCGGGCUCUCCUCAACCAUUGGAAGCAGUCCCUAUAUUCGAAGAUGACGUUUCCUUGAAAGCUCCACAAAAGCGCAAAAGGCAACCUCCAUUGAUCAACCGUAGGCCACCCAAGUGGAAGCGCAUGAGAGUGGUCCCCAAGCCCAUCAAGAUCCAAGAUAGUGCUAGUAAUAGGCACUUAAACUCGGAGGACAUCAACUUGAAUGCGCCAGAAGCUGAAAAUAUAAAUGUAGCCCCCGCUACAGCUUCAUCAGCAGGUGCUUCACUACCCAACACCAGUCUUACGCCGCCCCUUCCUCCACCUCCAAAGGAGAACAUUGGCAUUAACGAAUUAGUGCAGUGGCACGGUUAUAAAUGUAGGUUCCGUAGCAUUCCGUACCUUGAUUGCAUAUUUCACACAUAUCCGGAGACUUUUGAUAGUUUUAGAGUGAAAAGUGCAUAUUUUCAGAGGGUGUACUUGGAUGCCCUUGCGAGUCUCAUCAAAUCUAUUGAAGAAAAAAGCAUUAGCCAAAUUCCUAUGCAUAAUAUCAAUCUGGCUAGAGAUCUAAUAAUGGAUUGCAAAUCUGUGGGGUUGGAUCUAUCAUGGCUGGAACUGAAGUACGCAGAUGCUACAGCUAGACUUACCGUCCAUGGUCUUAACCAAGAAUCUGCCCGGAUUUCAGCGGAAUUGCAACAGAAUAAUAUGUAUGCUACGCAACUCCGUCGCUAUUUGGCAGCAAAGGAAGCAAAAACUGCUUCUCUUACAGCCAGGUGCAAGGAAUUGGCCAAGAAAAUCUCUUUUCACAAAACUCUUAUUGAUUCUAAUCUUAGUUCUGAAGAUAAUGUUUUGAAAGACUUAUUAACUGAUGAUCCACACCCGGAAAACUUAAACACGGGGGGUUUAGCAUCAACUACCCGCCAAGUGCAACUAACCAAUUGAUAAUUUGAUACCACAUCACAAAACCUCUGCAGCUUUUGGGACACUCUUGGCCUUUCCCUGGACUUGCAGCCCUCUCUUUUUUGACGAGCCUUUGAGAGCUUGUGUUUUGAUGGCAUGUAAGUAUGUUAACUUAUGAUAGAAAUGGCUAGGAUACUUGGAAGCAUUCUAGCUAGAUCACUUGCUACUCUUUUGUAAUGUGUUUAGUGUGUGUAGCUGUGUAUAAACAACUUGUGAUGUAACUUUUGAUGGAAAUGGCUAGGAGAUUUAGAAGCAGUGUAGCUCACUUACUGCUCUUUUGUAAUGUGUUUUAUGUAUAAACAACUUGUGAUUGUUCAAUGAAUCAUCCAUUGUCUCUAUCCAACAUCUGAGAAUACCCCAUGAUAACUUUUUUCUUUCUAUGAUUUAGCUAAAUUAGUUUAGGUUGAGUUUGCAUCAACUUAAGUAGACAACCAUG
This is a messenger RNA of Cornus florida, 3116 nucleotides long. RefSeq lists its product as uncharacterized. Gene Ontology annotation, biological process: meristem development; meristem maintenance. The transcript is spliced from 2 exons. The record is from RefSeq and is a predicted model, not a curated record. The coding region runs from base 116 to 2662 and encodes 848 amino acids. NCBI's taxonomy places the organism in Eukaryota, Viridiplantae, Streptophyta, Magnoliopsida, Cornales, Cornaceae.